Messenger RNA from Adelges cooleyi (spruce gall adelgid), 1101 nucleotides. RefSeq names its product proteasome inhibitor PI31 subunit-like. The record is from RefSeq and is a predicted model, not a curated record. The coding region runs from base 101 to 955 and encodes 284 amino acids. The transcript is spliced from 6 exons. Gene Ontology annotation, biological process: proteasome-mediated ubiquitin-dependent protein catabolic process. Lineage: Eukaryota; Metazoa; Arthropoda; Insecta; Hemiptera; Adelgidae. Gene Ontology annotation, molecular function: endopeptidase inhibitor activity; proteasome binding.
GAUAACUGAUAAGUGAUAAGGCAUUUCGGUUUUAAACGUUUAGUUGCUGUAUUUAUACUUUCGUGAAAAAGUACUUUUUGUCCUAUGAAUUUGUACGUAUAUGUUAUUUACUCCAAAGCUUAACAUAACAUUUCACUGGCCCAGUGAACAAUCAAGAAGCAUGGCGGAAGUAAAUACUAGAUUUUGGUCUUUAGUAACCAAUUAUUUCAAAAAAGAUUUUAAAAAACCGGAAGAUAAUUUAACUGUACUAGUACAUUGGCUGCUACUACAGAAUGAUUUUCAAGUUCUUAACCCUGGCAAUGAGAAUGGAAUAGAUGAUGAUGAUCAACCCUCAGAUAUUUUGCCAGAAAAUUGGUCACAUGGAGAAACGUAUAAACUUCGUUAUACUCGCGACAAGAAGUUGUUCAUUUUAAAUGGUGUUAAAGCAGGAGAAAGUCUCAUUUUUAAUUUCUAUGAUGUAGAAACAAAACAAGUAUCAAGUGCCGCUCUUGGAAAUAUUGAUACAACUGUACACUGUCUCAGUGAUUUGAACACAGAAUAUUUUUUAAAUAUUGUUGGUCUGUUACAAAAAGAUUUAGUUGAUCCUAUGCAGAAAGUGUAUGAGGAUAGAAAAGCAGCAAGCACUCAAACUCAGACACAACCAAAAGAAUACGAAUCUACGGAAUCACCUCUCCUUAUUUCAAGAACACCACCGUUUGGGUUUGGGCGUAGAGAUCCUUAUCCAACUUAUGGCAUGCCAGAUAUAGAUCCGUUGGGUGGUUUACGUCAACCAGGCGAAGGAAUGUUAUUUGAUCCUGUCCCAAGAGGAAAUGGCAGAGCAGGAAUGUUUCCUGGAGUUCACCCAAGUGCACGUUUUGAUCCUAUACAUCCACCAAAUGCAGGUCUGUUUGGCAAUAGAAGACCAAAUCCUGAUCACAUGAGACCACCAGAUUUUGAUGAUAAUUUGUACAUGUAGGAUGGCUGUGAUACGUAUUUUUUAAUUCAAUUUUUCACAUAAAUUGUUAGGUAAUAAUUAAAUUGUGAUUACUUAAGAUUUUAUUUUGUAACUAAACUGUGUUUAAUUUCUUACUGAUUCAAUAAAUCUUUUUAAUUUUUAAAAAA